Molecule: messenger RNA, 1264 nt
Organism: Onychostruthus taczanowskii (white-rumped snowfinch)
Lineage: Eukaryota; Metazoa; Chordata; Aves; Passeriformes; Passeridae
Gene: CD55
Product: CD55 molecule (Cromer blood group)
Exons: 8
Coding region: 1-1161 (386 amino acids)
Source: RefSeq, a predicted model, not a curated record
AUGAAGGCUGGAGCACCAGGAUGGGGGGGACCCCCCGACCCCCCGAGCUGUGGGGUGGUCUCUGGCCAGCCCGUGCUGCUCCUGGCCGUGCUGGGGCUCCUCAGCAUUCCUGGGGCUCGUGGUGACUGCGGGCCCCCUCCUGCCAUGACCUAUUCCAGGCCCUCCAGCAGCUCCAGCAGCUUCCCGGUGGGAUCCAGGGUCACGUUCACCUGCUCGGAGGGAGCCCGCAGGAUCCCGGAGCUGCCGGACACCGUGGAGUGCCUGCCCGGCCACAUCUGGUCCAGGCUGGCCGAGCCCUGCGGCCGGAGCUGCGCUGCCCCAACCAGGCUGAGGUUUGCUGCCCUGUCCAAGGAGGAUGAGAGGAGGAAUUUCUUCCCUGUUGGCACCAACGUGAGCUAUGUCUGCCGGCCCGGCUACGAGAACUCCUCGGAGAGCUCCCCCUCCAGCACCUGCCUGGAGACCCUGACGUGGUCUCAGCCUGCUGAGCUGUGCACCAGGAGGUCCUGUGGCACCCCGGGGGCGCUGCCCGGGGGGAGGACGGGGCCCCUCCGGGACCUGCAGCUGGGAGCACGAGUGGAAGUGUCCUGUGAGGAUGGGUACAAACUAGUCGGGAAUAAUUUCAUCUGGUGCCAGCUGAAAGGAAACGACGUCGAAUGGAGCAAACUUCCCACUUGUGAAUUAAUUACCUGCUCUCCACCUCCUCCAAUCAGCCACGGGAGACACGAUGGGGAAGGCAUGGAGAUUUUUGCUUUGAACUCCACGGUGACCUACAGCUGUGAGCCCAACUUCCAGCUGGAGGGGAAUGGGAGCAUCCGGUGUGGGAGCAGGGACAAAAGCAGCGGGGUCUGGAGUGGAGCCAUGCCCCAGUGCAAAGAGAAAAGCUCAGCUGUCAGCCUUGGAGCAAAGGGCACGGAGGGGAGAGCUCCUCCCAAAAGUCCCCAGGCAAAGGGAGCCCAGCCCUCUGAGAAGGGUCUCGCGUGGGAGAGGAAGCUCAGCCUCUACAAAAAGUCUCUCCAAAACAGCAUCUCCCCCUCCCAACCCUCUUUCUUCAGGAAACCAGGUCAGUCCUGGAGGGACAACGGCAUUGUGAGCACCUCCUGGUCACUCCCAUCCCUAAAAGCUGGAGUUUUCAUUUUUUUCUCCCAUAUUUCUCUUCAGUGAGCAGGAACUGGGCUGCCUCUGAGUUCAGAUUUGUUCUACCUUUGUACAAAUCCCCAAAAUCUUAUUCUGGGUCCAGCAAAGGAUUCAUGUGUCCUCCGAAGUA